Messenger RNA from Ixodes scapularis (black-legged tick), 717 nucleotides. RefSeq lists its product as uncharacterized. Lineage: Eukaryota; Metazoa; Arthropoda; Arachnida; Ixodida; Ixodidae. The record is from RefSeq and is a predicted model, not a curated record. The transcript has 3 exons. The coding region runs from base 1 to 684 and encodes 227 amino acids.
AUGCGGCAGAUUCUCACAGUUUUAUUCGCUGUUUGGAGCGCUGUCACAGCUCAAUACAUCAAUGCCAGCGAUACCGUUUCUACCUCUAAUGUCCGGAAGACACUCUACAACACUUUCGUCAAUACGGUCUUCGACAAGGUCCUUUUAUUUGUCGCCAAGUCUAAGGCCAUCGACCCGGUGACCUUGCCGAACAUCAGAUACGCCUUCGAGACCAAGAUCAUCGUGAAGAUCUCCGCAAAGGCCAGUCUCUACCGCGGCAUCCUGGAGGGCUUGUCGAGCCUGACCAGAACGGGCAACUGCCGUUUCGAGGUCGGGGAACUCGGCAUCAACAUCAAGGCGGACGUGGGCGCGGGGCCCCUCAACUCCAGCUUCGUGCGACUCGCACGCGCCAUGGGCUACGGCCAGGCGUUCACGGUGGACGCCAACAUUCGAUACCUUCGGAUACGCCUCGGAUUUGUUGAGACUCCCGAAAGCCAGUUGGAACUCAGCGAGUUCAAGGUCCAGCAACUGAGGGGAGUGACCGUUGCCGUCCACGGCUUGGGGCUCUUGAACAGAGUCUUCAACAAGGUGUCGACCGAGUUCACCAACCUGUCUGAAGUGCAGAUCAGGAACGCCAUUGAGAGGAACAUUCGUGACGCCCUGGCCGAACAGAUCGGAAACCUCAACGAAGUUUCCUUCUUUUAGAUCGCCACUUGUCAUGCUACCGUGGCCUUUGGA